Molecule: messenger RNA, 334 nt
Organism: Chinchilla lanigera (long-tailed chinchilla)
Lineage: Eukaryota; Metazoa; Chordata; Mammalia; Rodentia; Chinchillidae
Product: translation initiation factor IF-2-like
Source: RefSeq, a predicted model, not a curated record
CGAUCGCGCCGCGCCCGAAGUUCCAUCCCGGGAGACCGAGCCCCGGAGGGAGCGCAGAGCCAGGUCCCUCGGCGCCCUCGCCCGCCCGCGGCACGGCCGGCCCUCGAGCCGAAAGAGGGGCAGAGAGAUAGCAGAGGGGGCAGAGCGGAAGGCACGGUCGGGAAGAGGGGAUGUGGGCGCGAGCGCGGGGAGCCGGCAGCCGGGCAGAGGGAGAGGCGGAGAGAGGGAGCGGGAGCGAAAUAUCAAAGCCUGUGCGAGAUCAGGCUGGAAAGAUAAUCGAUACUCGACCUAAAUUUAACACAAACUACUCAAUAAAAGUUAAAGAAAAAACUUA